AUGGAAACUAAAGUACAUUUAUUUUGCCAGGCUGAGGAAAAUACUGAUUUAUCAGAUGAUGGCUAUAAUUCUUUUGCAAGUGACUUGCCAUCAAGAAAUAUUGACAGCAAGAAAUACAUCAAGUUUUCUAAAACAACAGAGAAGAGCAUUUCACCUGAAGUUAGGGGUUUGAGUCCAGAACACACAAAAAAGGAUGAAUCAUCAAUGUUCCUAUUUGGAGAAGAAAAAUCCUCUGAUUUUUCGGGAGGAAAAAAAGUCAGGAGAAAGAAGAGUUUACAAGUACAAUUGCAUACUAAAAGGAAUGAGGUAAAUAAAGAUCUGGGGAUAUUUUUGCUUACAAGUGUUGAGAAGAUGACUAGAAAAGAAAGCUCUUUCUGCAAGUUGCCAAGUCAGUACAACGUUCACAAGACAUUAUCACCCCUUGGUACAUCUUCCUCAGUUAUUCGGAAAGAUGAAAGGCUUUCUAACCUUUAUGAGACGUUAUAUGAUGAAACACCUGAAGGACACUUUUACUCACAAGAAUUAAGUGGUAACCAGAUGGUGGAUAUUGGGGAUCUUAUAUUUACUUUGAAUGAAUUACAGCAACAGUAUGAGGAUGUUUCAAUUAUGGAAGGAACAACCUUGGAUGAAGCUACUUCAAGAAAGUUAUCAAAUGUAUCAGGAUACUAUCCACAAUAUAGGAAGAAAAGCAUUUUAUCUUCCAGGCUACCUGAAUCAUCAUUAUCUCAAAAGUUAAAUACAAAGAGCCUCCAACGUCAUAAAAUUAUGAAGGAGAGUGAUGACCUUGAAUUUAAAAGAUCAAAAAAUAUUUUGCAGUUAGGAAAAUUCCAGGAUGAUGUUGAUAGCAGUAAUGUAGAAUUCCAGGAACCAUAUUCAAAGGAUGGCAUAAACUUUAAGAGAAGUUCAGAGAAGGUUGAAAUUCAUGACUCAGAGUCUAAACCACAAAACUUGAAGAGUGUUACAAGCCUGAAAAAGUCCCUGGAUAAAAGUGAUAUUUUAAGUAUCCCAAAACUUCAGAAGCCAGCUGCGAGAAGGCAUUCCAGCCUUCUAAAACAUAUUCCAUUUAAGGAAACACAGCAAUUAAUUCUCUGGGUCAGAAAUGUCUCUGAAGCUAUCAGUAAACUCUGAGAAAAUUACAUUGAUGCAGAACUUCAGUCCAUUUUGCCUUCAGUAGGAAUUAAUUUAUCAGAUAAAGAGUUCAAGAAGAUUGUGACAGACACUGCUAGAAAUGAAAAUGGAAUGGUGAAGUUAGAUGACUUCAUGAGUGCUCUCUCCAAAGAGCAUUAUCUUCCUGGCUAUGAUGCAUUGACUGAUGUCAUCAAAGCUAUUGAUAAAAUUAAAGACGAAAAUAUUGAUUAUGGGAAUCUGAAUACUUGUCUUCAAAAUUUUGGAGUUUACCUUUCUAAGCCAGAAUUUCAGAAGAUCACAGAGUUGACUGAAGCUGGUGAAACAAAAAGAGUGAAUUUUAAAGAAUUCGUUGAUACUAUGAUGAGCAACGUGGAACACUUCUCUGAAAAAUUAUUACUGCCUGAUACUAUUGAAAACCUCCAGAAUCUUAGCAAAGAGAAGAUGAGUGCUCCUGACCUAUGGAAUACUCUGUCUAGUUUGAAUGGUAAUUUAAAAAAAGACGAAUUCCAAGCUGCACUGAAAUUAGCAAUAGCUGAUGAAGGGGACAAAGUACACAUUGAAGAAUUUGCAAAAGUGGUAAAGGAUAUGCAUGAUGCCUCCAGGUUAGAGGAGUUACGGAAGAUUGUCUUAGCUGUUGAUUUGCCUGAAGGUGACGUGAUACCUAGGAAGGACUUGGAAGGCUUUCUAAGAGAUAUCGGGAUUAACUCACCUAGAGAAGAGGUAGAGAAAAUCCUUCAAUCAGAUUUUGUUUCUGAAGACAAUUUGGUGAAUGUUAAAGACUGUAUGAAGGCUUUGAGAGACACGCAGAAAUUUUCCAAUUUUAUUCAUAAGAUCUUUAUGAUAAAACUGUUAAAAAGCAACAACUCAGGACUAAUUCAGAGGUCAUCAAAUGAAACACUAUAUUGGGUGCUUAAUCUUCUUUGUAGUAUCUGUGACAAAUCAUUGAAUGAGACCAUCAGUACCUUGGACUGCAUGAAAGAAAGUAAUCACUCUGAUAAGAACAAAUAUUCAAACACUGAUAACAUUUAUUUCACUGAUGAUAAUAUUCAAGAAAUACUGGAUGAUUCAUUUGUUGAAGAUUUAUUUAAAGAGAUUACAACUCUUGAAAAGAUCAGAAAAGAUAAGAUGCCUAUAAAUGAACUGAGCUCCCAACUCUUGAGUGCUGGAAUUCCAUUAAGCAACAAGACAUUCCAGGAGAUUCUGAGUGAAGCAUCUGUUGAUGAAACUGGUGAAGUAAGUCUCAAACAAAUUUUGGAAACUUUGAACACAAGUAAGCCAGCUUCUGAGUUUAAAGAUAUACACACUGCCCUCAAUACUGUCAGCCUGAUGAACUGCAACAGAAUUCAAGCUAAUGACUUGAAAGAUGCUUUUGAUGAGCUCAGUGUUUCUGUAAAGCCUGAAGAACAUCAGAUGUUAGAGAAAACACUUGAUGCUGACAAAAAGGGACAUGUUUCCCUGAAGACUGCCCUUUUAGCAUUGAAAAGCAAUAAGUGUUUUAAAGAUUUUAGAGAAGUUAAUAAACUUGCAAAGGCCUUAGACAAAGUCACCAAUGAAAAAAUUUAUAUUGAUGAUGUACAACCUAUACUGAAAGGCCUGGGGAUUUAUUUUCCAGAAGAAGAAUUAAAAGAGGUGCUUUCAUCAGUUUCUGUUGAUAACGAGGGAAAAGUGGACUUAAAAGGUUGCCUGACUAGGUUGUCGCAAACGCCAUAUUGUACAAAAGCUUCAAAAAUAGAAGGACCCUUGAAAGCUCUGGCCUCCAUUAGGAAAAACGUGGCCAAUCCAGAUGACCUUCGCUCCAUGAUGAAAAAUAUAGGAUUUCCAUUACCCCAAGAUGUGAUUCAAAGUGCACUGAACAAUGUUGCUAUCAUGGAGGAUGGGACAGUGAAUUUAGAAGAGUUUAUGGGCAAUUUGGUCAAUUCAGGAUUUUCACCUCCACGUGAAAGAGAGAAAAUUGAUGUCAGUAAUGUGGAUGCUAUUCUGAAAAACAUGGAUAUGAAACCUACAGAAGAAGAACAACAGAAUCUACUAGAACACGUUUCAGCUACUUCUGUUGAAGAUGUGAAAACAUUGAUAGGGGCUGUAACGAUGCUUAAAGGUGAGCAAAAAGAUACCAUGCAAAGAUUGAUAAAAACACUAAUAGGAAUGGUGCAUCAUAGUGAAAUCUUGGCUGGUUUGAAACCUUUCAGAGGAGAGAUGGUAAAUAUCAGAGAUCUGGACAACAUACUAGGAAACAUGGGCAUUGAACUCACUAAAGAAGAACUUGGAGAGCUGAGAAGAAACGUUCCAGCUCAAGGGAAGACUGAUCUGAAAACGUUGAUGGAUACAGUAGAAGUUAUUACAGGUUAG
Messenger RNA from Hippopotamus amphibius kiboko, 3474 nucleotides. Its product is annotated as EF-hand calcium-binding domain-containing protein 13-like. The record is from RefSeq and is a predicted model, not a curated record. The transcript is spliced from 30 exons. Lineage: Eukaryota; Metazoa; Chordata; Mammalia; Artiodactyla; Hippopotamidae.